AUGCCGGACGUGUUUCUAGUCCUACAAACCUCCUCUAAUGGUAGGGGUAGCGGCGGGGGUGGAGUGGGAGGUGGAGAAGGAGGAGGAGGUGCGGGUGGUGGUCAAGGAAGAAAUGUUCGUGGGAACAAGUGGGAGGAUGGCGUGAUCGUUGUAGCGAGGAAAGAGUUCGCGGAGCGGUAUAUGGGUGCUUGGGAGUGGCGAACGGUGGAGGGAGGUGCAGGAGAUGGUGCCGGCGGGAGGGGUGAGGAGGUUGGCAUAAAGGGGGAGGCGGGGAAACCGGAAGAGGUGGAAGACAUUGGGGGAAAAGGGUGGAUGGAGGGAGUUGCGGAGACGGGGUGGAUAGUAUCAAAGAUGGGGCUGGAGGACGCGAUGAUGGGGGUAUGA
This is a messenger RNA of Bacidia gigantensis, 384 nucleotides long. RefSeq lists its product as uncharacterized. The coding region runs from base 1 to 384 and encodes 127 amino acids. NCBI's taxonomy places the organism in Eukaryota, Fungi, Ascomycota, Lecanoromycetes, Lecanorales, Ramalinaceae. The record is from RefSeq and is a predicted model, not a curated record. The transcript has a single exon.